Molecule: messenger RNA, 2605 nt
Organism: Drosophila erecta
Lineage: Eukaryota; Metazoa; Arthropoda; Insecta; Diptera; Drosophilidae
Exons: 12
Coding region: 71-2590 (839 amino acids)
Biological process (GO): amino acid metabolic process
Cellular component (GO): cytoplasm
Molecular function (GO): aminoacylase activity
Source: RefSeq, a predicted model, not a curated record
CCGGACACUAGCUAACACAACUCAGUAUGCCGCCAGCUGUCAGUCGCAGCAGAUCGUGUGUGGGAGUGAAAUGGCCACCAGCAAGUGGGAAUCCGAUGAGGAGAUACAGUACUUCCGCGAGUAUCUGCGCAUCCCCAGUGUUCAUCCCGAUCCGGACUACGCACCAUGCGUCGCAUUCCUAAGGCAGCAGGCCAAGCUGAUGGAUCUGCCAGUGAAGGUGUACUAUCCAGCAAACGAACAGAAUCCCGUGGUGGUUUUGACGUGGGAAGGCCUCGAGCCCGAGCUGCCCAGCAUUCUGCUGAACUCCCACAUGGACGUGGUUCCCGUGUUCCCCGAAAACUGGACGCAUCCACCGUUUGGAGCCGACAUCGAUGAGGAGGGUCGCAUUUUUGCCAGGGGAACACAGGACAUGAAGUCCGUGGGAAUGCAGCACCUGGCCGCCAUUAGAGCGCUGAAGAGAAGUGGAGCGAAGUUCAAGCGAACCAUCCACAUCUCGUUCGUGGCGGAUGAGGAAAUGGGCGGUCGCUUUGGAAUGCGACCUUUUGUGCCCACUGAUGACUUCCGGGCUCUCAAUGUGGGAUUUGCAAUGGACGAGGGAUUGGCUUCACCCGAUGAGCACUUUCCGCUGUUCUAUGCAGAACGCGCAGUUUGGCGUGUAAUCUUCAACAUCAGUGGAAACGCUGGUCACGGAUCGCUUUUGCUGCCCAAUACUGCCGGCGAAAAGCUGAACUAUAUAGUAGGGAAGAUGAUGGAGCUGCGCAGGACUCAGGUCCAGAGGCUGCGCAAUAACCCAGAGUUGGUCAUUGGCGAUGUAACCACCAUUAACCUGACCAAACUUGGCGGCGGCGUCCAGAGCAAUGUGGUGCCUCCUUCGCUGACGGCCUGCUUCGACUGCCGUUUGGCCCUAGAUGUGGACUUCCAGGAGUUUGAGUCCAAUCUCCACAAAUGGUGCGACGAUGUGGGUGGGGGCAUCGAGAUCACCUACGAACAGAAGCAGCCUAAGGUUCCGCCCACCGCCAUCGAUGAUACUAAUCCCUUCUGGCUGGCUUUCAAGCGAGCCACGGAUGAGCUGCACCUCUCCAUCAACCCACAGAUAUUCACGGGUGGCACCGACAGCAGAUACAUUCGUGCCGUUGGCAUCCCAGCCCUGGGCUUCUCCCCCAUGAACAACACGCCUGUGCUUCUCCACGAUCACGACGAGUUCAUCCAGGCGGACGUCUAUCUGCGCGGUGUGCGGAUAUUUCAGAGCAUUAUUAGCAGCGUGGCUGAGGCCUAUCGUGGCGGAGAUAAAACUAAUAAUAGAUUAAUAAAAACUUUGGGGACAAGAUGUCUCUUUAGAUUCAGUUAUAUCCGUGCUUUAGAUAGGCACACAAUGGCUGCUAAGAACUGGGAGACCGACAAGGAGAUCCAAUAUUUCCGCGACUACCUGCGCAUCCCAACUGUGCAUCCGAAUCCUGAUUAUGAACCCUGCGUAGAAUUCCUGAAGCGUCAGGCUGAGGACUUGGAUAUACCCAUUAAGGUGUACCAUCCUCUCGAUAAAGAAAAUCCCGUGGUCGUCCUGACCUGGGAGGGCACUGAAAAGGAAUGGCCCAGUAUCUUGCUGAACUCCCACAUGGAUGUAGUCCCCGUAUUUCCCGAGAGCUGGACCCAUCCACCAUUUGGGGCAGCAAUCGAUGAGGAGGGUCGCAUUUUUGCCAGGGGAUCGCAGGACAUGAAGUGUGUGGGAGUGCAGUAUUUGGCAGCCAUCAGAUCGUUAAAGGCCAGAGGAUUGAGAUUCAGGAGAACCAUUCACAUGUCGUUCGUUCCAGAUGAAGAGCUAGGUGGGCGCAAGGGAAUGAUGCCUUUCGUUCGUUCGGAGGAGUUUAAGACCCUGAAUAUUGGCUUUUCCCUGGACGAGGGAAUCGCAUCUCCGACUUCAGAGUUUCCCGUUUUCUAUGCCGAGCGAACGUCGAAAGGUGUUAUUUUCAAAGUCAGUGGGCCAGCCGGACAUGGCUUGCUUUUAAUGCCCAAUACAGCUGGCGAGAAGCUUAGUUAUAUAACUAACAAGAUGAUGGAGUUCCGAGCGAGUCAGGAAAGGCGCUUGAAGGAUAAUCCGGAGUUGCAGAUUGGCGACGUCACCACCAUUAACUUGACCAUCGUGAGUGGCGGAGUCCAAAGCAAUGUGGUGCCACCCUUGCUGACCGCCGUUUUUGAAGCGCGGUUGUCCUUGGAUCUCAAAGUCUCCGACUUUAAGGCUUAUUUGGCGAACUUGUGUGAAGAGGCUGGCGGCGGCAUCGAGUUUGAGUUCCAUUCAAACCGAAGGAAGGAACACAUUGCUCCCACUGCCACGGAUGAAUCGAAUCCCUUUUGGGUCGCCUUCAAAAGUGCCACGGAUGAGCUAGGUCUGAAGACCAAACUUCAGGUCUUUCCUGGUGGCACCGAUAGUCGCUACAUUCGCGAAGUAGGCAUUCCAGCAUUGGGAUUUUCUCCCAUCAAUAACACGCCCGUUCUUUUGCACGACCACGAUGAGUUUCUUCACGCAGAAACGUACUUGAGAGGUGUUGAGAUAUACGAGAAAGUUAUUGAAAAAUUGGCCAACGUUGACAAUUAAUUUCCUCUAAACUAA